CCCUCCCUUCGCCGUCUUCUUCAUAUCCUCAAGCAGGAAGGAUGCUUCUAAAGCUGCUGCUCUGUGAGACACCAUGUCUUUUCAGGACACACUUGUAAAUCUUCUGUAUUACAUUAUUUGUAACCAGUAAGUGUCCAUGCCAGAAGACACUUUGUUUUUGAGCUGGAAUCCUUUGUCCACUGCUCUUGGAUUAAACCCCUUUACGUCUCCAGAGGACUACUGUAUAUAAAACCAUGGAAGUAUACUAGUGCAGAAAUUUUGAGAGUUAAAUGGUCAUUGCACAUUGGGAGAGAACAGGUGGCUAUUGUCCCAAAAGAUGAAAAUCCUACGGAGCUUCCGGAGGAAAAGCAGCUGGAGAAUAAUGGCUAUAGUGAGAUCCUCACUCCAGAAAGUGAUUCUCUUUCUGCACAGAGCUCAAACCAUGACUUUUACAUCACCAAGAUAUCAGAAACUCUGCAAGGAUAUUCAGACAGAGAUCAAUGCAAAAUGUGUUUCCUCCACAAGAAGGUCCAGUGACCUGUCAGGGGGUUUCACAAGAAUGAGCCCUGUUGAAAAUAUCCACAUUCAUGAUUAUUCUAUCUCUCCUAACAGGGACUGUGUAGAGCUUCACAGUGAGAAUGACGCAGGUCUGGUGACUCUCCUGGAAGAUGUUUGGUUUUGUACAAGACUAGAAGUCGAAGAACUGAUCAGGGAAAGCACCACUGGAGAUGAUAUUAAUAAAUUACAUCAACAACAAGACUACAAUAUGGCUCUGCAGAGACAGCUCAUCAGCCGAAGGUCAGAUCCCGAGUCUCCUAUGAAGCAGGUGUGUCUCUUGCCUCUGCAGCAUGUGGAUCCUAUGAGUGAAAGCGAUGUGAAAGAAGCAGCAGAGUCUGCCCUACAGGAGGGGAGCAUGUGGCUCACUCAAGCUGCAGUCCAGCAUCUCUCAGAUAGGUUCUGUUUUAACACAGCCAGCUGGCAGCAGCAGGUCACCUGGGUGCUGAGAAAACUGCAGGACCUCCAGGAUGACAUGCAUCAGCUAAACUUGGCAGAGAGGGAGAAUAAAUGGGAGGGAUGGUGCUCAGAAGGACAAACGCUGGUCAGCUAUAUGCUGGACGGUUUGGAUGAAAGCCAAAGUUUUGCUGAGGCUACAGCAGAACUGUACUCCAAUCCAAAAGAAAUCACUAGCUGUUUGGUUCUACAUUCUGACAUUCAUCUGACUCCAAUCUCAUCGCCACUGCCUCAUAGCUGUAAAAGACUGGACAUUCCAGUGGCACCAGUGGUGAAUCAGCUUAGGCAAUUCCUAGAUCCUCAAGUUGAUAACAAACUGCUGGCUCAAGAUUUCUUAUCUGACUCUGUUCAGUACCCAUGGCAGAGGGCGGUAUUUCAAAACACUGUUCCUUAUUAUAUCAAUCAUGAAAAGCAAACUACAUCUUGGGAUCAUCCCAUGAUGACUCAGCUAUUUCAAUCAAUGACUGAGCUCCGGCACGUGCGAUUUUCAGCCUACCGCACAGCUUUGAAGAGCCGGAGAGUUCAGAAAGCCUUGUGUUUGGACCGCCUGGAGUUGGCCGUGGCUCAGGGAGUCUUUGAACAACAUCAGCUGGCUCAUAAUGAGCAAGUUUUGGAAGUUCCAGCUAUCAUUACCUGUCUAUUGACAAUGUACACUGAGCUUCAGCAGGUCUAUCCAGAGCUCAUUGAUAUCCCUCUGUGUGUGGAUUUGUGUCUUAACUGGCUUUUAAAUGUUUAUGACAGGGGACGAAGUGGGAGAGUUCAAGUUCUGUCCAUGAAGAUUGGAAUUCUUUCUCUUUCAAAAAGUCAUCUUAAAGAGAAGUAUAAAUAUCUGUUCAAUCAGGUGGCCAGCUCUGCAGGAGUGUGUAACCCAAAACAGCUGGCACUGCUGCUACAUACCACUAUUCAGAUCCCAAACCAGCUGGGUGAGGCUGCUGCUUUCGGAGAGAGUAAUGUGGUACCAAGCGUCUACAGUUGCUUUCAGCAUGUGGGCAAUAAGGACACGGUUGAGCUGGAGCAGUUUGUGGAGUGGAUGCAUCUGGAGCCUCAGUCCAUGGUGUGGCUGCCGGUGCUGCACAGAUUGGCUGCAGCCGAGAAUGCCAAGCACAAGGCCAAGUGUAACAUCUGCAAAGAGUGUCCUAUGGUGGGCUUUAGGUAUCGCAGUCUGAAGCAUUUUAACUAUGAUGUCUGUCAAAGGUGUUUCUUCACGGGAAGAACUACUAGAAGUCACAAAUUAACCCAUCCUAUGGUGGAAUACUGCACCCCCACUACCUCUGGGGAAGAUAUGCGUGAUUUCACCAGGGUGCUGAAAAACAAGUUCCGUCCUAAGAAGUAUUUCAGUAAACACCCACGUCUUGGCUAUCUGCCAGUCCACACCAUCGAUCAGGACAUAAAUGAAGAAUACACAUACAGCCACAUGUUCCAUGAGUCCAGUCAGAGAACACCUUGUGUGCAGUUGGACAGUGGACAUGAGGGAUCAGGAACACACCAGACAAAUGUUCAGGGAGCAGUGACAAGCAAGUACAACGUCACUGCAUUUGUAUGUGGCACCCUAUGAGUGUAAACCAGUGUUAUCAUAGAUCUGGCCCAGCAUUGGGCCUCCUGUGAUGUUUACGGUUUUGACUUUGAACUUAAGAUAAACAUUAGAACCUUUAAACAAUUCCAAAAUUGUUCAAUUUGUUCAAUUUUGGAAUAAAUAUCUCUAUAGCUGCUUUGUUCCAGAUUAGUUCCUCUGUGACAUUAUCUGUGUUAAGGCUGCCUCUUUAUGAACAGUGGGGGCCAAAAGUAUUGAAACAAAAGUGAAAUUCAAUCUUUUAAUUACAUUCUCUUUUUUUUAAAUAAUGACUAUCAAGAUAAUAAGAAAAUAUAUUUUUAAUACAACAAUCAGUAUUUAUUAUGAGGUCCUUUAUUCUUUUAAACCUGCUGGGCCUGGCUGGGCACAGAGUCAAAAAGACGUCAACAAUACCCUGGUGUCACUCGCACAAGCCAUGCCUGCUUGAUUGCUUCCUGAAGAUCAUGCACAGAAAUGUGCCACAGAAAUUUACUUGAAAAUUCCCUGUUUUAGCCAUUUUUGUGCAGAGGUAGAUACACCAGCUUAAAAAAGUAAAGAUCCUGCCACAUAUUUGUUCAUGUAUUACCUAAACCAGCUGAUUCUUAUUAGCACAAAUCUUCAGCCAGAUAGGUGAGAACUAAUUAGGGACAAGACUGGUUUUGUGCACAAGGAGAAGUAAUACGUUGUCUUAAUACUUUUGGCAAUCACUGUACAUGAGAUUAAACUUGUAAUAAUUCGUUUUACUCUUGUAGUAAUGCAGUCUGUAUUUAUUGAUUUAAUUUGUUAUAGUAAUGCAGAUUUCAGUGUUAGGGACUGGGACUUUACGCUGAAUGUGAUCCACAGUGAAUAUAGUUUUACUUUUAAACCAUAUUCUUUUUAUCAAACUGACCAGACAUUAGCGAGAAUUCUCAGUCUGAUGUUCAUCAUCACUCAUAGCACAUACUGUAUCAGCAUCAAAGAUAAGAGGAUUGGAAAAAAAAUGCUCCAGGAGAAAUAUAAAGAGCAGAACCCAGAACGUAAAUAUUACAAGAUGCUUUUUUCUGCGCUCUCAGCAUGAUUCCGCUUACUAAGAGCAUGUUUGUGUUUGAUACACAAAUAACACAAACGCUGUUUACUUAUUAUAUUAAUCUGCACACUGGACCUGUUUAUGAACGUCAUGUAUGAAUUUCACAUUUUACAACUCCAAUACUUCUAUGCUGCUUUUAAUUAAAGUAAACAUUUCUUUCUUUCAUUUCACCAUAAUUACAUUUUAUCACUGAGCUCAUUUAUCAUUGAUGAGUCAUAUUCUUCUAUGAUUUGUUUAUAAGCCUGUUUAUAAUUAUACCCACUUGAGCGAUUACUUAAUUUUGUUUUCGCUUUGCCUGGUGACAGACUCUAUCAUUAUACUAUGAAAUAGAAGUCCAUUUAUUUUGACAUCUAUUAAAAUAUUGAGUAAGCCUGUCUUAGUCUUGUACAGCCACCAUCCAAUGAAAAAUCUAAAAUUGAGAAUAUUUCAUCCCUCUGUUUUAAAUGGGGCAUGAUUUAGUAUGUGGAUUUUUACUUAAAAGCAUUUAGUCUAAACUCCAUGUCUGAAUGUGCUGCCUUGAAAUUUUAUUGACACAAAAUAUUUAAACUGUUGAUAAAUAAAUAUAUCAACUGUAAUUUUAAAUAAAUAAAAAAAAAAUCUGAAAUUGUCAGGAAAUCAUGUUUAUACAUCAAAGUUUCCAACAUCAUUUACAGGUUAAUGGGUUAGAAUGACCAAAAAGCAUUUUAAAGUUGGUCGAGUAUUUACCCUGUAGCAAUUUCACAGUCCAUAUUUAUUAACUCACUCUGCAUUGUCAUUUGGAGGACACAAUAUCAGACUGAACAGGAAAGACUGUUUUUUAUCAGUCAAAAGUGACAAAUUGACUCAUCUUAAGCAGUGGUAUGACUCAUCACAAUCCUCAUGUUUUUUUAAGGGAAAUCCAAUUGGGAAAAAGUAUAUUAUGCAAUUUUAAGCCAAGAAAACAUUCAAACACACGAUGCUCCAAAAACUAAUUUAAGUGAGUCAUAUGAAACUGCAAGAGCUCACCGCACAUCACCUAUUUGGUCACUGUCCACUGGAUUAAUCAAGCUAUUGCAGACUAGCUGUCUAAAUAUCAUAUUACCCCCGACAUUGACAAAUAUGUAUAUAGGUUUUAAAGCUAUAUCCAUAAGAGUGCCCUUUCAGAGAGAAGCUGAUUUAUUACAGCUGUGUACUGUCAUUCAGAGUGAGAGAUCAUGACCUUUUCUCUGUUUAUCUUUAAAAUUAAAUCUAAUUUCUAAAGAAUUUGCAGGCAAGCAGUUUUACUCAGAAUUCAAGAGCCCCAGGGCAACCUGUGAAAAUUCCAAGUCCAUGCCGCAUCAAUUAUGUCGGUUGAAUUAUGUAAUAUAAUAUAAAUAUAGGCACACUGCUCUUUCAAAUUCUGCUCAAACCAAUUUUGUGUAUAUGCAGCAGUUCAAAAGCCCACAGCUCUACAUACAUUACUGUGUCUCAGCUUUGUCAUUGCUGAUUUAACUCCUAAAGGCAUUGUUAACUUGAGUGCUAGUUAUAUUAAGUAUAUAAAUUAACUCCAGACUGCCAUCUAGUGGUGAUAAAAAAUACUUUGUAUUUUUUUUACUAUGUAUGCUUUUUUAGCCUUCAUUAGGACAUUAGGAAAUGAUUUAAAAACAAAUAAUUAUAUUAAAGUAAAUUGAGGAAUG
Messenger RNA from Clarias gariepinus (North African catfish), 5239 nucleotides. RefSeq names its product utrophin-like. Gene Ontology annotation, molecular function: protein binding; zinc ion binding. Gene Ontology annotation, biological process: synaptic signaling. The record is from RefSeq and is a predicted model, not a curated record. Bases 317 to 2545 code for a protein of 742 amino acids. Lineage: Eukaryota; Metazoa; Chordata; Actinopteri; Siluriformes; Clariidae. The transcript is spliced from 17 exons. Gene Ontology annotation, cellular component: plasma membrane.